Messenger RNA from Aureobasidium melanogenum CBS 110374, 897 nucleotides. RefSeq lists its product as uncharacterized. Bases 1 to 897 code for a protein of 298 amino acids. NCBI's taxonomy places the organism in Eukaryota, Fungi, Ascomycota, Dothideomycetes, Dothideales, Saccotheciaceae. The record is from RefSeq and is a predicted model, not a curated record. The transcript has a single exon.
AUGCCGACACUCGAUGAAAUCACCUACUCCCGCGAGGCCACCAUUGCCGCCGUCCGUGACUAUUACCAAUUCCUCACAAACAUGUUUCUACCAGAAGACUUCGUCCACGAACCGCCAGCUGAAGGUUGGCCAACCGUCUCAAAAGAAAGAGUCGCCGAGCUAGGCAAAAACGACGAAGUCUUCGAAUUGAUGCGUCGUCUUCCCUACGUUGCUAAGGAGACUCAACUUCUCGGCCACGCCUCGGUAGCAUACUGGCCUAAAUUGCUCACCGAUCAUGUAUGGUUGGGGGGAGUCACCCCGUUCAAUUCAGAAAAAGUCAGAAUCAUCACUGAAGGACUAGACUGGGAAGACGUACCUUCGUCAGCUUUUGGUCUCAUAUGCGGCGGCCGCAACAGCGAAACCUUCAUCCUCGACACGAAAUUCGGCACUGUCCACUGGUUAGAAGCCCCCGACUUUGACGAAAACCCGAUCAGAAAGCCCAUCACCGAGCCACCAGGCGGCUCAGAUCCUUUCGAAGACUGCACCCCUGAGAACGAACACGGUUGGCGGAAACCAGCAUGGAGCAUUCCCGACUUUUUCGAAGUCUUGAAAAAUGAACUCAGGACUUUGAAACAUGUGCCUGUGAAACCGCAUCAAAUCGACUGGUGGUUUGAUGAAUACGAAACAAAGCAAGAUCUCGACAAAUUUGAUUCCCUGAUUGUUGCGGUCAGGCAUGCAUACCAAGAGCACGGUUGGCCCGAUUUGUCGGUGUACAACAAGGAUAAAUGUCAAGAUGCGAUAUCUAGACUGAACGAAGAAUCCUCACAAAGGUGGCAGAAGCAGCAUGAUGAAAUGUUGAAACAGCGCUGGAAGCACCUCGAGACGCCGAAUACCGAACAAAAUACUGGUGAUCGAUGA